Mizuhopecten yessoensis (Yesso scallop) is the source of this 2583-nucleotide messenger RNA. RefSeq lists its product as uncharacterized. The record is from RefSeq and is a predicted model, not a curated record. The coding region runs from base 92 to 550 and encodes 152 amino acids. Gene Ontology annotation, biological process: positive regulation of voltage-gated potassium channel activity; sleep; regulation of synaptic transmission, cholinergic. Lineage: Eukaryota; Metazoa; Mollusca; Bivalvia; Pectinida; Pectinidae. The transcript has 3 exons.
CAUCGAUCCGCGCAGGUAAACAGGUGACGCACCUGAGAAUCACCCUUCCGGUUGAGGUAGUAUUAUGAAGUGAGCAGAGAAAACGUUCAAGAUGGGGUUAAACAUCGUCCUUUUGGUGUUAUCGACGAUUGUACUUUACAAUGGAGCUGAAGGCAUCAUGUGUCACCGUUGUUACAGUGCUAUGGGAGGCUGUGGUGAUGAAUUAAACUGGUGGAUGUUCCCGUGGAAAGAUUGUGGGGACUCACGCUUCUGUGUUAAAGUCAUAGAGAAAGUCGGAUCUGACCACACCAUCAUUCGAGAAUGUGAGAAUAAUCUUUUGAAGACAACCAAACACAGACUUCAGAUGCCAGGUCUUCGGCGUCAUGGUUACUGUCUUCCUGCCAGGAAAAACUCGGGCAGUAGCCCGUUAACUGUUGAGGAUCCUAACAUACAGUACUGUUUUUGUAAUGACUGGAACGGCUGUAACUCGGCAAGUGGACUCUCUGUCCGGAUCCUACCGGUGUCCCUCGUCGCCGUACUAGUGACAAUGUUCAUAUCUAAAUUCAUUUAAACUUUUUAAAAAGGGCAAAGCAUAAUUAUAAACCCUGGUUCCAAGUGAAAUUUAAGGGACAGAUAUCAUAACUGUAUUUUAAAAACUUCAGAAAAGAGCAUUUUAAAUCGGAUAUCAUUUUUGUAUUAUAUUUUAUUCAAAUUAGUUCGAUAAAUAACCAUGAAAAAUGUAUGACUGUCUGUGUGUGUCUUCCAUGCAUGGAAGAAGAGUGUGUGCAGAUGUGUUUUAGUUGCCUUUAAAAUAAGGAAACUAUUAAUUAAUAACUGUCCAAUAAUAAGAUAUUAAUGUCUGAUUCUAUGCAAACAUUUAAGUGCUGUUUAAGAAUAGAUCAGGAUAUAAAAGUGGUUGAUUUAGGAGGAUGGGGUGUUUGGUGGACUACCUGAACUCAGUCCAGAAACUUUGGUAAUUCGUUAUUUCUGGUUGUAUGAUGAUGUUGGUGGAAGGUCGGGCCCCAAAUCCUCCUUAAGGAGCACAAGUAGAAUUGUGUAACAUUUGAUCCCUUCCUUCCUUUCAUAAAACAGGAUCUACUGUUGCUAUGUAGAAUAGCAUGAUGGUUCUGUAGCAGUCCAUAACGACCUGUUGAUGGUUGUGUAUAUAAAGCAUACAUUCAUACAUCUGUACAUGUCAUUUCUUGUACAGUUUUUGUGUGUUCCUUGUAAAUAGCUAUCAUUUAACAGUGUAUUUGAUGUAUGAUGUAAUUAGUGUUGUCUUGGAAAGUUAUAAGUAUCAUUCCAAAUUUUUGACAGUUUGAUGCAUACAAUAGGAACAUUUUGAGUAGCAGAUAUAGAUAUACUGGUGUGUUUUAUUGUCGAAGAAUAUUUUUUUAGAUAAAUGAAAAAAAAAUCAAUUAGAAAGCUUUGUUUGGGACGUCCUGGUUAAAACAGCACAGCAAAAAGCUAAAUGUAGAUUGCCUGUAUAUGUUAGAGCUUUCUACACUGUUUGUCAGCUUUUUUGUAUAAUUUAUACAGACAAGUCAUUUAUUUGAAGUAUUGAUUCCCAUACUAACAGAUACAUUGAGUUCUCAAAAUGUGGCCAGUUCCCACAGGAAAAAGUCUUUUCAUGAAUUUAGAUCUUAAAUAUCUGUGUCUCCAAAAUUAGUCUUGCUUGCUUUUGUAUGGGUAUAAAAUUACUGGACACAGAAAAAUAAGUCAGUCACAUCUAUGAAGUACCUGUCAAAUAGUCAAAUUCUAACAAUGGUACGCAUGGUCUCGUACGCAUAUAUGUCUGUUUUUGUCAAAGUUCCUUUUUGUAAAUAUAUCUACAUAUUGCCAUGAAUUCAGAUGAUCAAAGGGAGGUAAUAACUGUAAAAUUGUUUGUACAUAAAUAUAUAUAUUUUUUUACAAAUGGAAAUGAUUCAGUGUAGAUAGUAGCCAUUGAUUUUAAACAGCAAAUUUGUCAUAAUCAUUAUAAUCAUGUCACACUGAUUUCUCUAUCAUAUAUUAUUAUCAUUAAAAACAAACUGUUUUAAUUCAGUUCUUUUUUUCUCCAAUUGUAUUUGAAUGUCAUUUUGGAUUAUAUCAAUUGCAAGCACACACAAAAAAUACUUGGUAUGUUUCAAAACUAUUAUCAUUUCUUCAUCACAGAAACCAAAUUUAUGUGAUAAUAUUACUCUAGUGUAAAUGAUUGUAAACAUAAAUCAGACUUGUUAUAUUGAAUUGUAAUGAGUAAAAUUUUGAAUUAAUUAUGAUUAAGAUCAAUUAAUGAAAAUCACACUGACUAAGAUGAGCUCAUGAAUACUUAAAAUUUCGAAGUUAAAGUCACAAUUAAGAUACAUUAAAGGGUAAUUAUAGAAAACAUGAGUUUUCUAAAAUAAUUACCCUAUAAUGUAUAUUUUUUCAUUUAGAAUAAAAUACUGAUGGAAUUUUUGAGCAUCAUUGAAUGUAAGUUAAAUCUUAAUUUUUCUUCAGAAUAUGAAGUUAAUUGUGAAAACAUGACUUUCUUAUUUUUGUAUCUGGUGAGUUUUGUAUAAGUGGAUCAAUGUUAUCACAGAAAUUUUAUAAAAAACAGUAUAUGGAAAAUAAAAAACAUUUCUU